Messenger RNA from Diospyros lotus (date-plum), 471 nucleotides. RefSeq lists its product as uncharacterized. The coding region runs from base 1 to 471 and encodes 156 amino acids. The transcript has a single exon. The record is from RefSeq and is a predicted model, not a curated record. Lineage: Eukaryota; Viridiplantae; Streptophyta; Magnoliopsida; Ericales; Ebenaceae.
AUGGUAGAUCAAGUGCUACUAUUACACUGGACGAAUAGAAUCGAAACACGUGGAAACCCGCAAGACGAAGAUAUGAAUGUGUUUCUGAAUGCGAUGGAGGAAAUCACUGAUGAUGUACCUCCAAGUUACCGACAACUGAUAGAUCUGGCGGAGUACCAGAUCGAUUUUCUUAUUGACCAGAUGGAAGGAGAGUGGAAGAUUUUUACUCAGUGGUUAUGGCAGGACUGGGAAUAUGACUCCCUACACGAAUUUUGCACAAGGAUGCGAGAUGAGCAUGUGGAGUUACACGGGGAGGCCAUGGAUGAGGAGGAUCAGGAAGAGGGCGUUGCAAAUCCCGAAGAUGAGGUCAUCGACAUCAGUUCCGAUGAGGAAUCUCAGGAAGCUCAGGAUGAUGACGAAGGACCCCAGGUGGGGUCUGACAAUGACGAGGAUCACAAGGAGUCAUGGAUCUGGAGGCCAAAGGACUACUGA